GACUCUUGAGUUAAUCCUUGCAGACGAGACAAUAAGAGCUUAAGUUUUAUAAUUUAUAGAUAUGUGUGAUGUCAACUAUGCUGAAUCUAAUACUGCUUUUUUACAGGGUCAAAAAAUUCAUGCAUCUUGCAGAAGAUCACUGAUGUAUCUUGUUCAACGAGAUCUACCUGUAGGAGAAUGGAGAGUGGUUGAAAAUUUUAAGAUAAGCGGUACUGGAGGUCAAUACAGACCAACAAAACUUCAAUACAAAAUGACCAUCCUUGGAGACACAACCAUAAUCCGUACUGAUUAUCGUAAUGAUAAUCACUUCCUUUCGCUUGCGAGAUACGAGGAAAUUGGAACUGAAAACCUGAAAACGUAUUUUCUAAUUGAUAUUCUUGGACAAGUGGUCGAACUUGGAAGAAUCAUGACGGUUGAAGUUAAGGGCGAGGAGAGGAAGAGAGUUCUGUUUCGUUUGCGUGAUACAAGUGGUAAUGAAGUAGCAUGUUGCUUAUGGGGACAAUACGCUGAGCAAAUUGAAUCCCAUAUUUCAGAAUCCAAAGAUGAUACUAUUAUAUGCUUGAUCCGCUUUGCCAAAAUCAGUGAAUUUAGAGGUGAGUUGCAAAUCACCAACGCGUAUGAUGCUUCACUUUUGAUGCUCAACCCAACAAUGGAGGAAGCUAUUGAUUUUAAACAGAAGUUCAACUAUCGUUGCUGUUAAAGUGUCAGAUAUUUCCUAUUUUGAAGUGAAAGAGUGAUGUGGAUUGUC
Brassica oleracea var. oleracea is the source of this 748-nucleotide messenger RNA. RefSeq names its product replication protein A 70 kDa DNA-binding subunit A-like. NCBI's taxonomy places the organism in Eukaryota, Viridiplantae, Streptophyta, Magnoliopsida, Brassicales, Brassicaceae. The coding region runs from base 62 to 700 and encodes 212 amino acids. The record is from RefSeq and is a predicted model, not a curated record. The transcript has 5 exons.